Paramecium tetraurelia is the source of this 666-nucleotide messenger RNA. RefSeq lists its product as uncharacterized. The record is from RefSeq and is a predicted model, not a curated record. NCBI's taxonomy places the organism in Eukaryota, Ciliophora, Oligohymenophorea, Peniculida, Parameciidae. Gene Ontology annotation, biological process: phosphorelay signal transduction system. The transcript has 3 exons.
AUGGCAGAUACGAUUAUAAAUUACACGGAAUUGUAGAAUGAGUAUAAAGAUAUGGCCUAAAUGAUCAUCCAAAACUUUGAGUCUACAUGCUUUGAUUAGAGAAUGGAGGCGUUUCUUUAAGGAAUGCUUAAUAAGGAUUGGGUGCAGGCUAUGACUAACAGCCAUACUCUAAAGGGUUCUGCAGGUUACAUCAAGGCUGGCCCAUUUAUAGAUACUAUCAAGAUUUUUUAGUAGUUUGUCAAAGAUCAUUGCAUACUUAUUUAAUAUCCUGAUAGCCAACCUCCCACUGUUGACAGGCCACAAUACCGCUUGAAAGAUGAAUUUGAUGAUGAAAAAAAAAUGCAGGCGUAUGAAUAUUUCCAUCCCAUAAUCGAAUAAGCACGAUUGCUCAAAUUUGAAAUGUCUAAAUACUCUGGCUCGGUUGUUGCAGAUAAUAUCUUUCUAGCUGAAGGAGAGAAGAUUUAGAAAAUGCAUGAGGAACUAAGACAAAGAAGACUAUUAAACAAGAGCCAAGGAACCAUUUAAACUUAAUAGCAAAUCAAUUCAGGAGUUCCAGAUUCAGGCUCAUAAUAGGGACAAAUGGUUAAUUCGGUCUUACAUGUCGUCGUUGUGGAUCAACCAUAAAGCGGAAACAGUUCAUGUUGUGAUAAAUGUGCAAUUUUCUGA